Messenger RNA from Populus nigra (black poplar), 3083 nucleotides. Its product is annotated as pentatricopeptide repeat-containing protein At5g66500, mitochondrial. The record is from RefSeq and is a predicted model, not a curated record. The transcript has a single exon. Gene Ontology annotation, molecular function: protein binding; RNA binding. NCBI's taxonomy places the organism in Eukaryota, Viridiplantae, Streptophyta, Magnoliopsida, Malpighiales, Salicaceae. Gene Ontology annotation, biological process: RNA modification. Bases 396 to 2018 code for a protein of 540 amino acids. Gene Ontology annotation, cellular component: intracellular membrane-bounded organelle.
UAUUAAUUUAAAAAAUUAUAUAUUCAUAUUUUAUUCAUCAUUUUUCAGUUAUCUACAUGGAUAUUUAUUCCAUAACUAUUAUUUAUUAUUCAACUUAUUAACAUGGAGGCAUCCCAUGUUCAAAUCCUUAUCAUCCAUUCAUCCUCACAAUUUUAGAUUUUAGUGCUGGUUUAUGUGAAUUUUAGUUUUGGAGUUGUUUAAUCUUAUCAACCAUGAUUAUAGUUAUUAAAUUUAGCUUAAAUUAGUGUGAAAUUGAUCGAAUUUUACCCAAUUAACCCCUUUUUUUUCUUUUUUUUUCCAAAACAAUUUUGAUUUAAUAGGCGCCGUCCACUUUCAUAAGCCAUUUCUUCCCCUCAUUUGUUAAUAAAGAAAUAAUCACUCCCUCUUCAUAUUUGAUGACUCCUAAACCCCAUUCGCUGUCCAUUUGUUACCGUUUCUUUUGUUACCCUGACUUCUCCGCCAGAACAUCCAUUCACGGUUAUUCGAAAGCAACCGCAACCAUCUACCUUCAGAACCGUUAUGUUCAUACCGGCAACCUGUUCGAUGAAUUGCCUCACAGAGACCUCUACUCCCUCAACUCUCAACUCGCCUCCUAUUCUCGCGAUGGAAACUUUCUUGCCACAUGGGAUCUCUUCUCUCGCAUUCAUUCUGCAUUUCCUGACCUUGAUGCUUACACCUUUACGCCGGUUCUCCGUGCAUGCUCGGCUUUGCCUGACACGAAGUGUGGCAGACAAGUCCAUGCUUUAAUGAUUAAGACAGGCACGGAUUUGGGAACUAUAGCAAAAACUGCAGUAAUGGAUAUGUAUUCAAAAUAUGGGUGCUUGGGUGAGUCAGUUAAGGUCUUUGAAGAAAUGGAAUUCCGGGACGUUGUGACUUGGAAUGCUUUGGUUUCGAGUUUUUUAAGGCAUGGUCUUGCUAAGGAAGCGCUUGGUGUUUUUAGAGCAAUGAGGAGGGAGAGUGUGGAGAUAACUGAGUUUACACUGUGUUCUGUGCUUAAGGCUUGUGCCUUUAUUAAGGCUUUUCGACAAGGUAAGCAAGUUCAUGGCUUGGUCAUUGUGAUGGGUCGAGAUUUGGUGGUUUUAGGCACUGCUCUUAUUGAUUUUUACUCUAAUGUGGGGUAUAUUAGCGAAGCUAUGAAAGUUUUUUCUUGUUUGAGUUGCAGGAAAGAUGAGGUUUUGCGCAAUUCUUUGAUUGCUGGGUGUGUCAAGCAUAGGAGAUACGAGGAGGCGUUUUUAGUGAUGAGUACUAUGAGACCAAAUGCGGUUGCACUUACUACUGCUCUUGCUGCUUGCUCUGAUAAUUCAGAUUUGUGGAUUGGGAUGCAGAUUCAUUGCGUGGCACUGCGAUUUGGAUUUAUUGCAAAUACUCAAGUGUGCAAUGUGUUAUUAGAUAUGUAUGCAAAAUGUGGGAGAAUUUUGAAAUCCAGAUCAAUAUUUGACGGGAUCUGUCAUAAAACUGUUGUUUCUUGGACUAGCAUGAUAGAUGCAUAUGGAAGGCAUGGUCAUGGGGAUGAAGCACUCAAGCUGUUUAAAGAGAUGGGGCAAGAAGGAAGUAGAGUCUUGCCAAAUUCUUUGACACUUCUUGCUGUUCUAUCAGCUUGUGGGCAUUCAGGACUAGUCAAAGAAGGCCAAGAACUUUUUAAUUCUGCAAGGGAGAAAUAUGGUCUGGAUCCAAGUCAGGAGCAUUAUUCCUGCGUCAUAGAUAUCUUAGGCCGUGCUGGCCAAAUAGAAGAUGCAUGGUGCCUUUUUCAUGAUAUGGUUAAAAAUGGUAUAGGGCCUACAGCUGCAGUGUGGGCAGCACUAGUGAAUGCUUGUUGUCUUAACCUGGAUGUAUCCAGGGGUGAGUUUGCUGCAAAGCAUCUCUUGGAAUUAGAACCAAAUAAUGAUGGCAUUCACGUGCUGGUUUCAAAGUUCUAUGCAUCCAUUGAUAGGUGGGAUGUUGUGGAGAGCUUGAGAAACAAUAUGAGGAAGAGAGGACUGACUAAAGUAUUAGGUAGUAGCUGGUUAGAUGUUGCAUGAAAUUGCCACUUAACUACAAAUUAGAGCAGAAAAGGGGUGGUUUGAACUUCUUGAUUUUGAUCAAAGAGCAGACUGUUAUUCAUCAAGAAGACUCAGAAAGUGCACCACUCUCAGGUCUGGCCUUUCCAUUAUUCUAUUUCCACGUGGAAGAUUUCCAUUAAAGCAAUUCAUAGAAGUGAUCAGAUGCAUCUGGUUAAUUACUUGACUGGUCUCGUUUUUGGAGUUUUGAGAUAACGGUGCAGGUUCGGAAAAUUAGUUUCUCAUUUCCAAAACAGUAUUUUUGAAACAAGUAGUCUCCAGACUUAUUCAGCACCUGGCUAACUAGAAUCCACAAAGUAGAGCCGAAUUCCUCUCAGGGCUAAUUACAGUUUAUUGGGGCCUAUCAAAUUCUUGCUUCUUGUGAACCAUUCUGAAGGCAAAUAUAUCACAGAUCUCAUUCGUCAUCCAUUUUCCAUAAACAGAGAUUCCUAGCAACGAGGUUGGUUGUUUUUGCUCCUACUGACACUGUUCUAAUUUGACUAUAUGAAAGGAGAAGGUGUUAACAACUUUUAACGAGACCGGGUACCAAGUUUGUUAAUAAGUGGUCGGCAAAAUGAUAAAAAUUUGGCCUUGAGAGGAAAUACUUGACUUUUCCGUCAAAUAUUUCAAAAUCCUAAUUGUCUUGGUGUCUGGUUCGAAAUGAUGUAAGAAAUAAUUAUAAUUUGGAUAUGAAAUAAGGAGAAUAAUGCAAGCAAGUUAAGAUGGGCAGGGUGUUUAAGACUUCUUGUAUGAUGUGAAAUCUAAAAUGAGGUCAGAGGUGAUCUAUUCUUUACAUGUUCUGCAAUAAAGCUGCGUGGCAUUAACAAGCAAGGUGGUAGCUAAGGUGAUAAGUUCUAUUGGGUAAAGAGUUUCUGCUGGGAAAAAAAAUAAAUCCAGGGUUAUGUGUAUUGCUUGGUACUCAUUUGUGUACUUAGUUCAGAAAGCCGUGAAUGACAGAAUUUAUCGGUGUGUUCAGUAAUGGAGUAAUACUCCAUAUUUUCAAGAAAAAUAGAUAACGAAAAAUGGAAAAAGAAAUUUGUGUUCAAA